GAGGAGGAGGAGGCUGGUGGCUGUUGAUGUGCAAAUGUGCAUCAUGUUGAAGGGCUGUGAAUGGGGAGGUGUGACGUAAAAAGGGACCCGAACGCAGGUGCUUAUCUCGAGGCUGUCAAAGGCACAGUAUGUCAUAUUCCUGGGGACUACCUUUCAAAGCUGCAGCACCGGCUCAGCUAUCAAGAGACUGGGAGAAAAUCAAACUUUCUGGAUCACAGCACUAGAGGAUGAAUUACACGAUCACGUCCUGAGACGCAAAAAGUGUGACAGCAUUAAUCAGGUUGGACCGCGUGGAUCCGUUGUGUUGUUCCACGGAGUAUUUGGAAAACUGCAGUCAAAGAUGGAUUCUGAUGGCGAGGAGCAAAGUCUAAAAAUGUGUAGCACAGCGCUGGCUGAACGCAUCUCCGGGAAUCACAGCCCAUAUGGGUGUGCGGCGAGGAAGAGGAGCGCUCAGGAAGGGGUGCAGGGCGCCCCAGUCAACAAGAGAAAGUCCCUGCUGAUGAAGCCCCGCCACUACAGCCCAAACGAAGCAUGUGAAGAGGAGAGCGAGGACCUGGCACCACCGCGGGACAAAGAAGAGCUGAGGAACAUUGACACUCCAGCAGGUGGGAAUUUGAAUGCAAUCAUUGGCAGAAACGGUUGCCAUGACAUGGUGGCAAAGUCAAACGAUUCACUUGGAUGGUCUGAAGUUACAUCUACUGGCUCUUCACAGUGUGAGGCCGACACGUCUGAAACUUUGGGUGAUGACGAUGAGGGGGAGCUUGUUAAUAAGGAUGAAGACGAAGACCAAAGUCAGGACAGGAUGAGCAUGACAUGCACAUCAUCGCCGCAGAGCGCUUAUGGAGACAUGCGGGAAGCCGAGUGGGAGCCUCUAGCUCUUGCUGUGAAGGUUAACGGCUCCAACAGCAGCCCCUUGAGACUCUCAGGAGAUCUUUCAGGCAGGAACGGCUACCUGAAAGAAGAGCCUCAUUCAGACCUUGGCGAUCCGAUGGGGCGGAUGGGCAUUUUUCAGGUGGAAGCACUCAGGUACAGGCCGAUCCCCGCGGAGGAAGACAGCGAGGGGGAGUCGGAGGUGGAGCGGCCACCUCGGCUGGACGCCUGGGCGCUGGGCCUCCAUGAGAGAGGCCUGGAAAUGAGCCGAGGUAGAGUGAACCUGAACCUGCUGGAGCAGGCCCUCGCCCUGCAGUCGGAGCAAAGACAGGUCCUCCACCACGCCUACAGGGAGAUGGAUCGCUUCCUCCUGGAGCAGAUGACCAAUGAGAGACGGCACCACAGAAUGAUGGACAUGGACAGCAGACUCAGCUUUCACGGAGGAAAAGAUUCUCCACGCACAGAUAAAAAGGAUAUAAAGUGUCCCACUCCUGGCUGUGAUGGCACGGGUCAUGUGACCGGCUUGUACCCGCACCACAGGAGUUUGUCUGGGUGCCCUCAUAAAGUCCGAGUUCCCCCAGAGAUCCUAGCCAUGCACGAGAAUGUCCUCAAGUGCCCUACGCCCGGGUGCACAGGAAGAGGCCAUGUCAACAGCAACCGUAGCACCCACCGGAGCCUCUCGGGCUGCCCUAUCGCUGCCGCUGUGAAGAUCUCCAAACCUCAGGACGACGGUCUGAAAUGCAGACAAACACCAGAGUGUUCACCAAGAGCCAUCGGCUUGAUAAAGAAGUUCGAGAUGAACCAGUUAAACUACCGCCUCUCUCAUCCAGUAGCAGCCUCGCAAAUGAGCCUCACAAAAGACCUGGACAAGUACAGCAGAAUCCGCUUUGAUUACGCCAGCUUUGAUGCACAGGUCUUCGGCAAACAGGCUUUGAUGGGAACCAACCAGGAGCAGGAAAUCUCACAUUUCCCCGAUUCACCUCAGCAGUAUCCUGGCUUCUUUGGUGUUCCAGGUGGCAGCCUGCCCACCUCUGGUCAGCACAGCCCACCGAGUCAAUUCAAAAAAGAAGACUGUCUCCAAACCUCAGCGGCGACGGCCGCCAUCCUCAACCUCUCCACCCGCUACCGGAAAAACACAGAGGCUGUCGCCGACCGGCCCCUGGCAACCUCCACAAAGGACAUGCUCAUCGAGGUGGAUGAAAACGGCACCCUGGACCUGAGUAUGAAGAAAAGCAAAGACAAUGCUAAAGUACCAACAAAGUCGCCUUCGGAAGACCCGCCACCGCCGGAGCCCACCGUGGCUAAGGGCGGCAGUUUGCUGAUCAGCCCCACCUUUUACCAGCCACUGUGUGAGAGAGACAGCUGGGACAGCCCAGUCCCUGUCAACUUCAGUAAAGCCCACGCACUUCAUGACAAAGAGCAGGAGGACUUUGAUCAGGUCUCCUUGGAGGAUCAACACUAUCAAGGAGACAACAUGAUGAGCCCCAAAAGCAAGCUGCAAUUACGGGAUUCAAAAAAGGAGCUUUUGAGCUGUCCGACCCCGGGCUGUGAUGGCAGCGGUCACGUGACAGGGAAUUAUGCAUCACAUCGAAGUGUGUCUGGAUGUCCCCUGGCAGACAAAACACUCAAAUCACUGAUGGCAGCCAACUCUCAGGAACUAAAGUGCCCAACACCUGGUUGUGAUGGAUCUGGACAUGUGACUGGGAACUAUGCAUCGCACAGAAGCUUGUCAGGUUGUCCACGUGCCAGAAAGGGAGGUUUGAAACUCACACCAAACAAGGAUGAAAAAGAUGAGCAAGAGCUUAAGUGUCCAGUAAUUGGAUGUGCCGGACAGGGCCAUAUAUCGGGAAAAUACACGUCCCACCGCAGUGCAGGCAGUUGUCCACUUGCUGCCAAAAGACAGAAGGAAUCGUCCAUCAACGGGCUGCCCUUUGCCUGGAAAGCCAACAAACAGGAGCUGCCCCAUUGUCCCCUGCCUGGCUGCAACGGCCUCGGACAUGCCAAUAAUGUGUUUGCCACUCACAGAAGUUUGUCCGGCUGCCCGCUGAAUGCACAGAGCAUCAAGAAGAAGCACUCCGAAGAAGAAAUGAUGACUAUCAAAGUGAAAGCCAGCAGUGGUGUAGAAAAUAAAGAUGACAUCCAACACCUAGACCACGAGAUAAACGAGCUGAAUGAAUCCAACAUGAAAAUUGAGGCAGAUAUGAUGCAACUCCAAACCCAGCAGAUUUCAUCUAUGGAAUGUAACCUGAAGAGCAUCGAAGAGGAGAACAAGAUGAUCGAACAGCACAACGACAGCCUCCUGAAGGAGCUCGCUCGCCUUAGCCAAGCUCUCAUUAGCAGUCUAACAGAUAUUCAUCUGCCUCAAAUGGGGCCCAUCAGUGAGCAUAAUUUUGAAGCCUAUGUGAACACAUUAACUGAUAUGUACAACAACUCCGAGCAUGAAUACUCUCCAGAGUGCAAGGCCCUCUUGGAUAAUAUCAAACAGGCUAUUAAGGGCAUCCAUGUUUAAUCUGCACAGCUACCAGGAUGUUUCUUUGACUGCGAAUAAUGGCACUAGAUAGCUCUAUUUUACUGAAGAGUGCUGGCUCGGCCGCGUGGAGACGACGAGGCUUUUGGAAAUGCGUUGGGCAUUUCCCGGUAAAUAUACUGCACUGAGAAAAUUACCAGCCACAUUUUGUAACGCUUUUACUGUUUCUGCAUUCUCUUGUUUACCCCGGUGAGAUUUUUAACCCUGUUGCACUUAAUUAUUUUGUAUGGUUUGCUUGAUUUUUCAUUUGUGUUCACAUCAUUCUUAUAUAAUCGCUAUUUAUGCUAUUUGUUUGCAAAUGUAUUUAUUUCCUGAGUUUGUAUUUAUUUCCACAAAUGUAAAUGCUUAAUACUGGGGGGAAAAAAAUCUGUUGACUUUCUGCACAUUGUAAAUGAUAGAGCACAUUCCAAUUUCAUGGCAUCCUUGCGCCAUCUAGUGUUGAAAGACGUGUGUUAGACAAUAAGUUGGAUCUCCCUACCAAAUCAUAAAUAUUUAAAACACUGCUUUUGCUCUCUUUAUUGGAAACUGAAUGUAUAAGACAAACUGAGCACUGAGAUUAAAAAAACCCUACUGUACUGUAUUUUUCUGAAACAACAAUUUUAGUGCGCAAAUUGCAAAACAGUUAAGAGUGAAUUUCAGUGAACUGAAUGUCAGAUUCUGCUUUGCAUAGAAUAAAAUCAAAAUCCACUUUGACAGGAUGUAUUUCUUUUUUCUUUUUUUCCCAAAAAUAUACUUAUUAAACUGCCUUUUGUGCACACAGGUGGGAGUGUGCAUAUAGUAUGUGCCUAAAUGUAUAUGAAUCCAUAAAAAUACACGAGUACUAUGUUUUGUGGUAGGACAGUAUUACGUGGAUGGUGUCUGAUUUAUUAUACAGUACCAUUAUUUUCAUAGGAGGAAAUGUUCCAGGUGACUGUUUGUUUCUCGGUAGCUCUAAUCUCACAGAUUUUGAAAUAUCACAUCUGAGAUAGACAAAAAAAUAAAAUAAAAAUCCGGUGUUCAUUUUGAGUUUUGCUGUCAUGGAGAGAAAAUGAAAAGGAAUAGUGAAUUAUAAGAAAAUAUUUUGUUUUAUUACAUCCUAAACUGAUUUCCAAACUUUAAAGCUACAGUGUGUAGGAUUUAGUGUCAUCUAGUGGUGAGGUUACAAAUUGCAUCAGUCCGUUGCUGGUCACGUUUUUGUUUCAGUUCACAGUUUUAGUUCUUUGGUGACAGUGACUCAUACUCGUCUUCUUUUGUCGUAAGCAAUAAGUAUGAUCCCCCGUUUAACAAAAACGAGGGUUCUCAAACUUGUUAGCCUACACUAUCAACUAGUACAUAGUGUAUAGGGGAGCAACCACUCAUCUCUCACCUCUUUUCUUUGGUCUUCCGACCACUCUGCAAAAAUACAAAAGACAGAGCAAAGUGUUUACCUUCUGAGCUACUGUAUAAACAUGGCAAUGCAAUAUGGCGGUCUUCAUCAGGGGGCAUGCUCCCAUGUAGAUAUGACGGCUCAUUCUAAGCUUGCGAAAACGCAUCGAUUCAUUUUAGUAGGUAAUUACACACUAAUGAACAGAUGGUUACGAAUGCUAUACUCCAUUUCUGUUAAAAGACACCUUUAUAUCCUACACAUUGUAGCUUUAAUAUUUAAACAAGUUUUUAAAAUUUGAUUGUUAUUCAGUGUUUGGGGCUGAUUUGAAUUGUAGCUUUUUCAAAACUGAGCUGACUACCACAAUUUGCAUUUCCGUUUCAAUCAUUCCAUCAAAAAAGUUUGUUUUUUUUAAGAUAUUGAAAUAUGAUGGUAUUCAUUAGCUAACUGUUUGUUUGCAUCAAUUGCACUUUUGUAUUUGAAUUAUUAUUUUUGUUUGUUUUGUUCACACUGGUCCUUAUAUCAUUUUUUUUAAGGAAAAUGGGGCGGUGUCAUCAUGCACAUGUUUAAAUUUGGCAUGAAGUUACUUUUAAAGGGGCCAUAUUGUGCAAGGUCAGUUUUUUCUCGAAGAUUUGCAGUUAGGUUGAAAUUUCAUAUUAAAUAUCCUCAAAAAUCCCACAGUUUAGUGGAUUUUUUGAGAAUAUUUGCCUUAUAACUCCUUUGUUAUAAGACAAAUUUAAACCUAAAAUGGCUGAUUUUAGAUUUCUGUUACGUGUGUCACAGAUGCCCAUAUCUGGUCUCCUGUUCACUGUGUGAGACACGCCUACUUACCCUCAGCACCCUCACGCCCACACAGUUUAGAGGACCAACACAGUAAGAUGGCCACAGUUUUAGGAGAAAGGGAGUGUAGUGAGCAGCAGCUCCUUUCCAUUUAAAGCAACAGGCAGAGAAAUGUUGAGAAAAUCAAAUACUUGAUUCAGCUUGAAUGCAUCACUUAAGUGUCUAUGGGAUAGUUUAGGUAAAAAUAUUCAGUUUUUAAGACAGUGGGUGACUUAAAUUAGAUUACUUAAAGUCUGCAUUGUGUGGCUCUUUUAAGAGAGAAAUAAUGUUAUUGUGUGAUUCAUUUAAGUAAUGCAUUUUUAAUUUCUGCAAAGGAAGUCACAGUCAUGUAGCCUAGUACAUUUCCAAGAAGAAAAAUGUAACAGCAAAUGAGCCAAAUUAGAAAAUGAAGUAAGACCCUAUUUUAUCCAAAUACUCAGUAUGUUUUAAAGAAUUUUAAUCUUUUAAAAUUGCAUCACACUGUUUAAACCUAACAAUCCUUUAUUCCCAGUUUCUUAUAUUUUAUUCCUAUUACCACACAUUGGUUGCUCAGGAAGUUUUGUGAAUAAUAUUUAUUUUUCUCCCUGUUAGUAUUUGAUGUUUUGUAAUGUGAAAUGCUUUUUUUGUGGAAAAUAUUAGUAUGAUAUGAAACUGUAUUGUAUUUUAUUUUCUUUUACAUUAAAAUGUAAUGCUUUUUUCAGUUUAAGUAGUUUGUAAAUGGAUACUUCCUAUUACUUUUACUAUUUCAUAAUAAACAGAUAUGCGCUGUGUUGUACAGUUUGUGUAUGGUAGAAAUAAACUUUUCAAAUGCU
Thalassophryne amazonica is the source of this 6370-nucleotide messenger RNA. It is a transcript of the gene st18, whose product is annotated as ST18 C2H2C-type zinc finger transcription factor. The transcript is spliced from 22 exons. Gene Ontology annotation, molecular function: RNA polymerase II cis-regulatory region sequence-specific DNA binding; zinc ion binding; DNA-binding transcription factor activity, RNA polymerase II-specific. The record is from RefSeq and is a predicted model, not a curated record. Lineage: Eukaryota; Metazoa; Chordata; Actinopteri; Batrachoidiformes; Batrachoididae. Bases 341 to 3379 code for a protein of 1012 amino acids. Gene Ontology annotation, biological process: regulation of transcription by RNA polymerase II. Gene Ontology annotation, cellular component: nucleus.